This is a messenger RNA of Durusdinium trenchii, 9867 nucleotides long. NCBI's taxonomy places the organism in Eukaryota, Dinophyceae, Suessiales, Symbiodiniaceae. The record is from the annotation of a GenBank genome assembly.
AUGCCAACUCAGUAUUGGCAUGAGCAGUACCCCAAGUGGCCGUCCAUCGCAGCGGUGGGUGGCCAGAAUUUGGCCGAAGAGUCUCCGGUGAAAUAUCCCAUCGAGAUGUCCCCCAUCCCGCAGCAGUCGGACAGCUGCAAUUAUUCCUGCUCCUCGUGGCGGGGCUACCGGACCAACGAGAUGAACUUCCGCGUGAGCUUGACCUUGAACGAUUCCAUCCUGGCCAAAGGCUAUGUUCACACGGUGUACCCAGUGUUGCUGGCCUCGGCAGACUUCAAUGAUUGGUGGGUUGUGGCUGAUCGAAGACACUCCUAUCCCCAACCUUUCUGGAGGGCCAGGACAGCUGCUGCUGGACAUGCCUACACCUACACGACUGAUACUUGCAACGUGCCACCAGACAGUCAGGAUUCAAUCAGUCAGACCACCUCCGGGCAGUACGUGCUCGCCUGCGUGGUGUGGAAGCCGUCCAGCUUCGCAGCCCUGGAGGCCAUGACCUCGGUGGAGGAUUCGGACAUUGGCACACACUGCCACAGCGCAGGUGGUGUGUGUGGCUGGACCUGCGACUCGGUCAUCAACAGCGACUUGCUGGAGGGAUGCACCGCGGACAGCACCAUUGAGAUGACGCAGAGCUCCAUCGCAGGGCGGGAGAUCCCAAGUGCCAACUUCCAGGGGAAGAUCGAGAUGAGGGAGUGCAUGAAUGGUGGAGUGAAUGGCGUUUGCGACACCGGCACCGAGAAGUUCAAGCAAUGGAAUUGCCACAAGUGUUUGUACGACCCUCGAACUGAAGAUGACAUGAGGCGGCGCUUGCAGAUCAUCCCCGGCAUCGGCGGUUUGCCUGCCGGACUGCCGGGCUUGGACACGGACCCGGAUACGCCCGCCACGCCUGGAAUUCCAGGAGUCCCAGGCAUUGACCUGCCAGGCGUUGGUGGGGGCUCCAGCUCGGAAGGAAAGGGCCCCAUGAUCUACACCUCCCUUCCGCGGUUCCAUGUCACAGUCAGCGGUUCAACGGCACCGAAUGGCAUUGAUGUCUUCAACCAGCCGCGGGUCUUCGUGUUGCAGUCCUCCAGGUCCAGCCAAGGAAAGUGGAGGAAACUCUACAAGCACAACUACGGCAUGACAUCUCCACCAGAGGCUGUGGGCAAGGACAACAAGCCGCUGGUCAAGGAGGACCCCGAUUCCUAUGACGAGGAAAUGGUGCCCGUCCAAGAUCCAGUGAGUGCCCAUGCCAUGAAUUUGAACCAGCAGAAUCGCUUGGACAUUGACCCCGGCUGGUGCUACGGACGUCAGGGACCCUUGUACUUGGUGGCGUGCGCGGUGAACAGCACGCUCUACGAGGGAACCUUCACCCGAUUCAAGGCAGGACAACAAGCCGCGCCCCCGCCCUUCAAUGACCGUUGUGUGGCCGUGAGUGGGCGCUGCGCCUAUGCGUGCCAGUCCGAGCAGAGGCCCUUGGCCAACUGUACCGCUGAUGGCUACAUCAACCAGACUGCCUUGGUUGGAUAUGUUGGCUAUGAGAAGAACCAAACGGCGCCUGUGUGGCUCUUUUGCUAUGUCUUGUUGAUCGGCUUCGGCGUCAAAGCAGUCAUGCUUUGCCCAGGUGUUUUCUCUCCAUAUCCCCACUUCCGGAGGUAUGACCCCGAGCUCACCGCAAACCUGCGCUACAUCACCGUAUGUAUUCCCAGUGCCGGAGAGAACAAGUGCGUGGUGCUGAGAAAUGUCAUUGGUGCAAUUGGUUGCAUGCCCAAAGACUGCCGUUGCCGCUACCACGUAACCUUUGUUGACGAGGGCCACCGAUAUGAGCAGAAGGUCAUGUUCAUGAAGCUUGCAGCUGUUAUUGACCGCAUCCCGAACUUCGGUGGCGUCAGCUAUGAGGAGAACGUGAGCAGGUUCUUCCAGACAUGGGUGGAAGAGACCAAGAAGUUGGACUUGGCCAAGGUGAAGGAUGGAGCAAAGGGAGAAGAUGUAGAGCCACAGUACAUGGUGCGCAUGUGUGGGAAGAGUUCCCUCAAGAAACUCCGCACCGAGGGCGGUUGGGGAACCAUGGCUCCGCAGGCGUUGGAACCCUUGGAGCAGGCACUGAAUGGUUUGGAGGAAGAUCUCAAGAGCAAGAAGGAGGAGAAGAAGGACAUGCACCGUGAUGAUGUCGCAGACUGGGAGCCCAAGGACCGCAAUAGCUUGGCGCUUCGAAUGCACUACCUCGCGCGUGCCAAGCCCAUUGAAGAUGAGCGUACCAUCAAGGCUCAGCAUGUGGCGCCAGGAACAUGGUACUACAAGGUCCCAGUGAAUGCGGAGAACAAGGACUGGCUCAAACUUCGUGCUAAUGCCAGGGAGAUGGUGUAUGGUUUGGAGGACGAUGAUGCUUUCAUGAACAACGUCCCUCUACGAACAAGCCGUGGAAAAGCAGGCGGCUUGAAUUUCUCAGAGAACUACUUGUGCCUCUACGCAGACAGGCCAGAGAACAUGUACAAUGAUGAGCGAGACAACUACCCAUGCCUCUACAGCAUUUGCGAUGCUCGUCAUCAGUUCCAGACAGAUUUCUUUCACACCACCAUCCCGUACUUCUUUGACGAUGACAUGGAGCUGAACCCCUACGUUGGCUUCACCCAGUGCCCGCAGUUCUUCCACGAGAUGCAGGACAAGUUGGAUUACUUGGACAACAACAAUGCUCAGUUCUUCCGCUUGAAUUGUAUGAUUCGAAAUUGCUGCGGUGGUGUAAGCUCUUGCGGAACCAAUGGUACUUGGAUGAUUAGGCAUCCUCCAGGAGAUUUGGUGUGGGAGAAAGAAAGGAGGCGAGUGCGAGAUGCGGAAAGCAAGCGAAAGAGCCAGGAGUAUGUGGAGCGAAGAACCUUCCACGAAAGUUGCAAAGUCGAAGACACAGCCAGUAGUCUUCAGCAAGUGCUGCGGGGUCGUCGCUCCCAGUUCAUCAAUCGUCGCUUGUCCUUUGGCAUGGCCAAGAACCCGGUAGACUACCUGGCGGCCGUGCAGCGUUGGGCCGAAGGAGGCGUGGUCUUGUCUCUCCAGACAUUCUUCAGCUGCCACAAAGGUGUCUACAUGGUGUGGUUCACGCUGAUCUUCUUCUUCUGCUUUUUGGCAUCGCUCUUCCGCAUGGUGGGCAAGACGGACUCCACUUGGGCGAUCGUCCGAUGGGGUUUGGUGGAUCAGGACAGAUGUUUGGAACAGGAAUGGUAUGACCAGGCCAUCAGCCCGGUACUGGACAGCAUGAAACACUUGGCGUUCCUUGGACGUCUUCGCACGCCCGGAGUUCGGAACGCCCGGCUGGUUCGGAACGCGUUGGUGGCUCGAAGCGAAUAUUUCAAGCAAAAUCCGGAGCUGCUGGAGACCUACCUCACCAUGACCCUCCAGUUCAUCAGCUGGGUUUUGACCUUGGACCCUCAGAACCUGGAGACUCCAGCAACAGCUGAGCGGAUCAACAGAGAAAUGGUCUUCUUCCUCUUGCUGGUCUUCCUCUUCACUGAGCUUCUGAAGUUAGUCCAGAGGACUUGCGGCCUCCGGCUUCCAGUGAUUUGGCCAGAUGAGAUGCGAUGGUGGGGACGGCUCCUGAUCUCCAUGGAUAACUUGACCUACUUCUUGUGGUUUUGGACGGCCUUCUUCUGGACGCUUGGUGGAACAAGAGGGCUUCACGAGAUUGGUUUCAACUACUACAGCAUCUUCGCGAAGCGCACGUACCACUUCUCAUCCACGGGCAUGUUUUCCUUCAUGCUGAUCGUGCAGAUUUUGAGUUGGGGCAUGAUCAUUGCAUCGUCUUUGCGCUACACGCUCUCUACCAGUAUGGAAGCCAACGAAGUGAUUGGGCUGUCCAUGGACAACAUUUGGCGAUCCACCCAGCUCUUCUACAUCUCCGCACCUUUGCUGCUGUAUUCCAUCAUCAAGGGCAUUCAGGAUUACAUGAGAUACCAACUUUACGGUGAAGACAUCAGCUAUUGGGUUGGUGGUGACCGUGGUGUGAUGUCUAAGAACUUGGUGAAGUAUUGGACGUUGCUCCUGAUUUUGGGCGCUAUCGGUGCAUGGAUUUACUACCUCAUUGAGGGCCGGAAGCACAUGGGUGUGCUGUCAGCGGUGAUCAUUGUAUCUUUGAUUGCUCUUGAUGUGCUUCACCCUUGCACCUACCUGUGGGUGGAAAAGACCAAGUUGAAGCCAGCACAAGCGGCCAAGCUUACUUGGAGUCAAGCCUUGGUGACUCGUGGAUGGUGGGAGUUGAUGAUCAGCAACUUGAUCCUGAAUGAGACUGUGACAGGUCUCAUGAAGUGGCUUGGGCCAGCGUGGUUUGUCCUCAUGCCCUUCUUGACCCUCUUCAUGCCCUACAUCGGUGUGAACCAGGCUGGUGCCAUUUUGAUGCUUCCCUCCAUCACCACGGUGACCUUCUACGAGGGCGAACCUCGAAACGAGAUUCUGAGAGACAUGACCAAGGAGCUUGUGCUGGCGAACCCAUGGCUGGCAGGUGAAUUGUGUCGCGAUCCAGCAGGAGCAGCAUGCCUGAAGCUGCCCGUCUCGAUUGAGCUGACGCGACAUUAUAAAGAGACCACUCGUGAAGAGCUGAGGAUGGACAUGCCCUUGAUGAAAAUGCGGAAGGCCUUGAAGGAUGUCACGGUGAAGCCUGGUAUCGAUUGCUUCGAGUCCUCCAAGCCUCUCUUCUUCGUUUCACUACUUCGCUGCGGUGUUUCCUCCUUUGCCUUGGUCGUGUCCAUGAGCCAUGUCCUGGGCGACGGCUUCACUUUCUAUCGACUCUAUGGUGCCUUGGAUCAGGGUUUGGCCACUGUGGCUGGCGUUCAGUAUGCUGCGGGCGAGGGGCCCGCCCGCGCCCGCUUGAAUCCCAGGAGGAACUUGAGCUUCCCUUCCGUGAUGUCCAGUUUACUAGGAGCGCAGAAAGUGAGCUGGCCCUCUUCGCGGUGGGCUCAUUGGGGUGCUCGGCUCGAUGGAGCCAUAAGACCCAGGCAUCGUUGGCGUGCCUGGUAUGUGGAUAUGGCUUGGCUGGCUGAGGAGAAGCGCUUGAAUACUGAUGAUCACGGCUAUGUCUCAAGCAAUGAUGUGCUCACAUCUUGGUUUCUCACUAGGGGUCGCUUUGACUAUGGCAUCAUGUCCGUGAAUUUUCGUGGACGCGCCUGCCAACUCGAUGGGACCAAUGCCGGAAACUACAAGGGAGGCCUCGCCUUUUGGCCGGAGGAGUUUUCGUCUCCACGGAGCAUCCGGCAGGCCAUUCAAAAUCGCUUCCGCACCGAGCGUGAGGAUGUGCCGGGAUUCCUUCGAAGCGUGCUGGGUCGCGUGGGUGUCUCCACCAAUUGGGCAUCCGUUGGUCGGGAACUACACUUGGAAAACUGUCGUCAACUCUUGCACCUCCCAGUGCUGGGGGACGUUCAGGUGCAUGGCGCCAUGAUCAUUUUUCAACCUUUGCCGAAUCAACUGGGCAUUGUGCUGGGUGAGCGGAAGCGAAGCGUGCGCUCGACGGACCCCGAAGAAGGCUCCACCGAAGAAUCCGAUGAUGAGACCAUCGACCACACCUUGGUGAACUUGAAGCAGCCACGCGGGUGCCGCCCACCCUUGACGGCGGCAUGUUGUUGCCACGUGUGCUAUGUUUGCCAGUUCUUGAUUUUCAUGGUGGUGUUUCCUUUGUGGACGAAGUGGUUGGUGACGAAUCCAAUGCCUACGCAGUAUUGGCAUGAGCAAUAUCCCAAGUGGCCGUCGAUCGCAGCGGUGGGAGGGCAAAAGCUGGCCGAGCAGAGCCCAGUGCAGUACCCGAUUGAGAUGUCUCCUAUCCCGCAGCAGUCGGACAGCUGCAAUUAUUCCUGCUCCUCGUGGCGGGGCUACCGGACCAACGAGAUGAACUUCCGCGUGAGCUUGACCUUGAACGACUCCAUCUUGGCCAAAGGCUAUGUUCACACCGUUUACCCGGUGCUCCUGGCAUCCGCCGACUUCAAUGACUGGUGGGUGGUGGCUGAUCGCCGCUUCGCCUACCCACAGCCCUUUUGGAGAGCAAGGACCGCGGAGGCCGGCCACGCGUACACGUAUACCUCGGACACCUGCAUCGUCCCACCUUCAAGCCCGGAUUCCAUCAGUGAGACCACCUCGGGGCAGUACGUCUUGGCCUGUGUGGUUUGGAGCCCCACGAGUUUCGCCACGCUGGAGGCCAUGACGGAGCGCCUUGGAGAAGACAGUGCCCGUGCUUCACCGCGCGCAGGUGGUGUCUGUGGCUGGACAUGCGACUCGGUCAUCAACAGCGACUUGCUGGAAGGAUGCACCGCGGACAGCACCAUUGAGAUGACAUCGUCCUCGGUGGCCGGGCGGGAGAUUCCAACCGCCAACUUCAAAGGCUCCAUCGAAAUGAGGGAGUGUUUGAAUGGUGGCUUGAAUGGGGUGUGUGACACGGCCACUGAGAAGUUCAAGCAGUGGACUUGCCACAAGUGCCUCUACGAUCCCCGAACAGAAGAUGACAUGAGGAGGAGAUUGCAGAUCAUCCCAGGCAUCGGUGGCUUGCCAGCGGGCCUACCUGGCUUGGACACUGACCCCGAUACACCAGCUACUCCUGGCGUGCCUGGCUUGCCUGGUAUUCCUGGCCUUGGUGAUGAAACAAGUUCUGGCGAAGGAAAGGGACCCAUGAUCUACACCUCCCUUCCACGCUUCCAUGUGACCGUCAGUGGCGCAACGGCACCCUCUGGCACUGAUGUCUUCAGUCAGCCUCGGGUCUUCAUUUUGCAGUCUUCGCGGUCCAACAAAGGAAAGUGGAAGAAACUCUAUAAGCACAACUAUGGUAUGACAUCUCCACCAGAGGCUGUGGGUAAGGACAACAAGCCGCUAAUCAAGCAGGAUCCCGAUUCCUAUGAUGAAGAGAUGCCACCAGUGCAAGAUCCCGUGAGUGCUCAUGCGAUGAAUUUGAACCAACAAAAUCGUUUGGAACUGGAUCCCACCUGGUGCUAUGGCCGACAGGGGCCCCUUUACUUGGUGGCCUGUGCAGUGAAUAGCACUUUGUAUGAAGGUAGCUUCUCCAGGUUCAAAGCAGGACAGCAGGCUGCACCACCACCAUUCAAUGAUCGAUGUGUGGCAGUCUCUGGGCGUUGUGCUUAUGCGUGCCAGUCUGAGCAACGACCGUUGGCCAAUUGUACCGAGGAUGGCUACAUCAACCAGACUGCCUUGGUUGGAUAUGUUGGCUAUGAGAAGAACCAGACAGCACCUGUGUGGCUCUUUUGCUAUGUCUUGUUGAUCGGCUUCGGCGUCAAAGCAGUCAUGCUUUGCCCAGGUGUUUUCUCUCCAUAUCCCCACUUCCGGAGGUAUGACCCCGAGCUCACCGCAAACCUGCGCUACAUCACCGUAUGUAUUCCCAGUGCCGGAGAGAACAAGUGCGUGGUGCUGAGAAAUGUCAUUGGUGCAAUUGGCUGCAUGCCCAAAGACUGCCGUUGCCGAUACCAUGUUACCUUUGUCGACGAGGGUCACCGAAAUGAGCAGAAGGUCAUGUUCAUGAAGCUUGCAGCUGUGAUUGACCGCAUCCCGAACUUCGGUGGCGUCAGCUAUGAGGAGAACGUGAGCAGGUUCUUCCAGACAUGGGUGGAAGAGACCAAGAAGAUGGACUUGGCCAAGGUGAAGGAUGGAGCUAAGGGAGAAGAUGUAGAGCCACAAUACAUGGUGCGCAUGUGUGGUAAGAGCUCUUUGAAGAAGUUGCGUUCAGAAGGCGGUUGGGGCUCCAUGCCCCCCUCUGCGCUGGAGCCUUUGGAUCAGGCGCUGAAUGUCUUGGAGGAAGAUCUGAAGAGCAAGAAGGAAGAGAAGAAGGACAUGCACCGUGAUGAUGUCGCGGACUGGGAGCCCAAGGACCGCAAUAGCUUGGCGCUGCGAAUGCACUACCUCGCGCGUGCCAAGCCCAUUGAAGAUGAGCGUACCAUCAAGGCUCAACAUGUUGCGCCCGGAACAUGGUACUACAAGGUCCCAGUGAAUGCAGAGAACAAGGACUGGCUCAAACUUCGGGCCAAUGCCAAGGAGAUGGUGUAUGGUUUGGAGGACGAUGAUGCUUUCAUGAACAACGUCCCUCUACGAACAAGCCGUGGAAAAGCAGGAGGCUUGAACUUCUCAGAGAACUACUUGUGCCUCUAUGCAGACAGGCCAGAGAACGUGUACAAUGAUGAGCGAGACAAUUACCCAUGCCUCUACAGCAUUUGCGAUGCUCGUCAUCAGUUCCAGACAGAUUUCUUUCACACCACCAUCCCGUACUUCUUUGACGAUGAUAUGGAGCUGAACCCCUACGUUGGCUUCACCCAGUGCCCGCAGUUCUUCCACGAGAUGCAGGACAAGUUGGAUUACUUGGACAACAACAACGCUCAGUUCUUCCGCUUGAAUUGUAUGAUUCGAAAUUGCUGCGGUGGUGUAAGCUCUUGCGGAACCAAUGGUACUUGGAUGAUUAGGCAUCCUCCAGGAGAUUUGGUGUGGGAGAAGGAGAAGAGGCGUGUGCGAGAUGUGGAGAGCAAGCGAAAGAGCCAGGAGUAUGUGGAGCGAAGAACCUUCCACGAAAGUUGCAAAGUCGAAGACACAGCCAGUAGUCUUCAGCAAGUGCUGCGGGGUCGUCGCUCCCAGUUCAUCAAUCGUCGCUUGUCCUUUGGCAUGGCCAAGAACCCGGUAGACUACUUGGCGGCCGUGCAGCGUUGGGCCGAAGGAGGCGUGGUCUUGUCUCUCCAGACAUUCUUCAGCUGCCACAAAGGUGUCUACAUGGUGUGGUUCACGCUGAUCUUCUUCUUCUGCUUUUUGGCAUCGCUCUUCUGCAUGGUGGGCAAGACGGACUCCACUUGGGCGAUCGUCCGAUGGGGUUUGGUGGAUCAGGAGACCUACAACCAGGCCAUCAACCCCUUGGUGGAAAAGUUGAAGACCCUUGCGCUCGUGGCCCGAAGUGAGUACUUCAAGCAGAAUCCAGACUUGUUGGAGACCUAUCUCACCAUGACCCUGCAAUUCAUCAGCUGGGUUCUGACUUUGGUCUUCUUCCUCUUGCUGGUUUUCCUCUUCACUGAGCUUCUGAAACUCAUCCAGAGGGUUUGCGGCCUCCGGCUUCCAGUGAUUUGGCCAGAUGAGAUGCGAUGGUGGGGACGGCUCCUGAUCUCCAUGGAUAACUUGACCUACUUCUUGUGGUUUUGGACGGCCUUCUUCUGGAUUGGUUUCAACUACUACAGCAUCUUCGCGAAGCGCACGUACCACUUCUCAUCCACGGGCAUGUUUUCCUUCAUGCUGAUCGUGCAGAUUUUGAGUUGGGGCAUGAUCAUUGCAUCGUCUUUGCGGUACACGCUCUCUACCAGUAUGGAAGCCAACGAAGUGAUUGGGCUGUCCAUGGACAACAUUUGGCGAUCCACCCAGCUCUUCUACAUCUCCGCACCUUUGCUGCUCUAUUCCAUCAUCAAGGGCAUUCAGGAUUACAUGAGAUACCAACUUUACGGUGAAGACAUCAGCUAUUGGGUUGGUGGUGACCGUGGUGUGAUGUCUAAGAACUUGGUGAAGUAUUGGACCUUGCUCCUGAUUUUGGGCGCUAUCGGUGCAUGGAUUUACUACCUCAUUGAGGGCCGGAAGCACAUGGGUGUGCUGUCAGCGGUGAUCAUUGUAUCUUUGAUUGCUCUUGAUGUGCUUCACCCUUGCACCUACCUGUGGGUGGAAAAGACCAAGUUGAAGCCAGCACAAGCGGCCAAGCUUACUUGGAGUCAAGCCUUGGUGACUCGUGGAUGGUGGGAGUUGAUGAUCAGCAACUUGAUCCUGAAUGAGACUGUGACAGGUCUCAUGAAGUGGCUUGGGCCAGCGUGGUUUGUCCUCAUGCCCUUCUUGACCCUCUUCAUGCCCUACAUCGGUGUGAACCAGGCCUUCAUGAUGAUCGGAUCAACGACCAACCGCUGA